Marmota flaviventris (yellow-bellied marmot) is the source of this 5814-nucleotide messenger RNA. It is a transcript of the gene Mapk8, whose product is annotated as mitogen-activated protein kinase 8. Lineage: Eukaryota; Metazoa; Chordata; Mammalia; Rodentia; Sciuridae. Gene Ontology annotation, molecular function: ATP binding; MAP kinase activity. The record is from RefSeq and is a predicted model, not a curated record. Gene Ontology annotation, biological process: protein phosphorylation.
CCGGACGACGCGGCCCGGAGAGCGGAGCCGCGAGCAGCGCUGGGUAACGGCCGCUGCGAACGCCCGGACAGUGUCCGUCCUCGCUGAGGUCUUUACUAUUGCGUUUUGCUGCGCUGCGGGCCUCUUGGUGAAUUUUUGGAUGAAGCCAUUAAAUUAAUUUCUUGCCAUCAUGAGCAGAAGCAAGCGGGACAACAAUUUUUAUAGUGUAGAAAUUGGAGAUUCUACGUUCACAGUCCUGAAACGGUAUCAGAAUUUAAAACCUAUAGGCUCCGGAGCUCAAGGAAUAGUUUGUGCAGCUUAUGAUGCCAUUCUUGAAAGAAAUGUUGCAAUCAAGAAGCUAAGCCGGCCAUUUCAGAAUCAAACUCAUGCUAAGCGGGCCUACAGAGAGCUAGUUCUUAUGAAAUGUGUUAAUCAUAAAAAUAUAAUUGGACUUUUGAAUGUUUUCACACCACAGAAAUCCCUAGAAGAAUUUCAAGAUGUUUACAUAGUCAUGGAGCUCAUGGAUGCAAAUCUUUGCCAAGUGAUUCAGAUGGAACUAGAUCAUGAAAGAAUGUCCUACCUUCUCUAUCAGAUGCUGUGUGGAAUCAAGCACCUUCAUUCUGCUGGAAUUAUUCAUCGGGAUUUAAAGCCCAGUAAUAUAGUAGUAAAAUCAGAUUGCACUUUGAAGAUUCUUGACUUUGGACUGGCUAGAACUGCAGGAACAAGUUUUAUGAUGACACCUUACGUAGUGACUCGAUACUACAGAGCACCUGAGGUCAUCCUAGGCAUGGGCUACAAGGAAAACGUUGACAUUUGGUCAGUUGGGUGCAUCAUGGGAGAAAUGAUCAAAGGUGGUGUUUUGUUCCCAGGUACAGAUCAUAUUGAUCAGUGGAAUAAAGUUAUUGAACAGCUUGGAACACCGUGUCCUGAAUUUAUGAAGAAACUACAACCAACAGUAAGGACUUAUGUUGAAAACAGACCUAAAUAUGCUGGAUAUAGCUUUGAGAAACUCUUCCCUGAUGUACUUUUCCCAGCUGACUCAGAACACAACAAACUUAAAGCCAGUCAGGCAAGGGAUUUGUUAUCCAAAAUGCUGGUCAUAGAUGCAUCUAAAAGGAUCUCUGUAGAUGAAGCUCUUCAGCAUCCAUACAUCAAUGUCUGGUAUGAUCCUUCUGAAGCAGAAGCUCCACCACCAAAGAUCCCUGAUAAGCAGUUAGAUGAAAGGGAACACACAAUAGAAGAGUGGAAAGAAUUGAUAUACAAAGAAGUGAUGGACUUGGAGGAGAGAACCAAGAAUGGAGUUAUACGAGGGCAGCCCUCUCCUUUAGGUGCAGCAGUGAUCAAUGGCUCUCAGCAUCCAUCGUCAUCGUCGUCUGUCAAUGAUGUGUCUUCAAUGUCAACAGAUCCGACUUUGGCCUCAGAUACAGACAGCAGUCUAGAAGCAUCAGCUGGACCUCUGGGCUGCUGUAGAUGACUACUUGGGCCUUGGGGGGGUGGGAGGGAUGGGGAGUCGGUUAGUCAUUGAUAGAACUACUUUGAAAACAAUUCAGUGGUCUUAUUUUUGAGUGAUUUUUCAAAAAAAUGUAGAAUUCAUUUUGUAGUAAAGUAGUUUAUUUUUUUUAUUUUCAAGUGAUGUAAUUUAAAAUCUAAGUUGUGUUUUAAAACAGCAACAAAACUGUAUUGUAUUUUUUGCUGUAAUUAACUGUAUAAUGUAAACCUAAUUAUUUUAUCAUGUUUUAAAUUUUUUGCAUAUUUGCUUUAUCUAUGCUGCUGAUUUUUUUUUUACUGAAUUUGUAAGAUUUUGUUUAUCAAAGCAACUAUUAUGUGGUGACUUGCCUAUAUCAUGAAUUAUUUAAGAUUUUUAUAGUUUUUUUUAUUAGAAUUUAUUUCAGAUGUUUUGUUCAUGAUACUAUCCUUCAGGGUUAUAUGCUUAUCAAUGAAAUAACCCCAGAGGAGUGAGGGAAAAUCACCUGUAGCCAGUUAUAUUCAGGAAUAACUACUGUAAAUGAUGAACGUGGCAAGAGACCUCCAUUGUUUGCUACCAGCCAAUCCUAAUUUAGAUACAGCAAUGGGUAGGCAAUCCUACCUGAAUUUUGGCAAAAGCCCCAUCAUCUAAAUGGCAGAAUAACUGAGAGCGUGUCUUUCAAGUGCCAGGAGUGUACCACCACCUUCUUUUCUCCCCACCCACCCAACAAAAAGUCAAGGAAUAUAGUGUAUUCUGAAAAUUUGUGGCAUGCUCAAAGCUAUGAUCACAUAAAGUCAAGAGGAUACUUCAUGAAUAAUACAUUUCAAUGCAAAUAAACAGAUGGUUCACUUAUACUAGCUAUGAGCCUGUUUUUGUACACACUGAGUUAGUCUCAGGCUAUAGGUCCUAGCAGUGGUCUAAAGUCUGGCUCCACAUUUUCUUCAGCCUUGUCCCUUAGACCUUUCUGGUUUCAAAACUAUUGGAGGGUUAGUCAGUUGAGCACCAGUUCUCAUGGUGUUUCUGGCCAUUUGAUUCUGCCUGUAGUAUAGUCAUUUAUAUCAGCUGUCAGGAGGUUUCAAAGCCUACUUAGAUUUGUGUAGGUGACGUAUCAAAUGAGCAAUAUACCGUUCAUCUGAAAAUAGUAGCACACAGCCAUAUAUAGGAUAUCAUUUUCUAAGGACUGUUUCUUCACAUCGAGCAGAGCAGGCAUAAAUGGUGGUUACUUAGUCUGAGUCUUUCAUUUUUUAUACCUGAUUUCCAAUAUAUAACACGCAAUGUGGACGUUGAAUAGUGUAAGAAUGGUGCUGCUCCUGACAGGUGUGUGUUAACUGUUUACAUUUUAUAUCUGCAGAAUUAUUUCUCUAUAACUGAAUUUUUCCUAGGUAAAGUGUCAUUGAGGUCUCAUUAUUUCUGAACUACAUUAUCUGUAAUGGCCCCACGCACCUUAUGUUAUGUCUAAAACGAGGGAUUUCAUGUAAUGAACUGGGAAAUGCUUACUUACGUAAAUGGCAAGGUUCUGGGCGGAAAGCCCAUCGGGAUUCAUUUCCAACAGGAGCAAGAAUAGGUGCAGCUCAGCAAAUGUCUGAAAGUUCGCUUGGCAUUUUAUUCAUAUAUUUAGUGCAAAAUUCCUUUUUAGUUAGAUAUUUUAGGUCAUUGUUAAUGUGCAAUAUUUAAGAUUAAAAUACAUUAGCUUUUUUAUAUACUUUGAAAUAGCAAGCUUGUUUUUGAUGGGUUCAAGUCAUGAUUUCUUGCCUCCCAAACUUGGUAAUGAUCCCUUUUCUAGUCAUACAACAUGGUGCAUUAAUUUUAUUAGGAAAAUUAGAGUUUUGAGACUGUAACCCUCUUGAGUUAUAUAGGAUUGGAUUCACAAUUCUAGAAAUUUGAGCAUGAGUGUAUUCUCAGUUCAUAUUAGUUUUAUAGUUAAUUAACUUUAUUUUCUCUAGGGUAGAUUAUAUCACUAUUGCACUUUAACAGCUGACAUGCCUUUAAAAGGUUCCCAUAUUUUAUAUUUCAUUGCUGAUAUGCCAUCUCUAUUGAUUCAGAUGUUGGUUAAGCAAGGAAUACCAGGUAUUUUGACUAUAUCAUUUGUUGUAAAUGCCAGCUCCCACUUGCCAACCAUCAUAUUUCAGUUGAAUUGAAAGAAAAAAAAAAAAAAAACCUAUUGCUUAAUGUAAACCAAACUGCUAACCAGUUAUAUCCUAAAACCAAGGUCUGGUUGUUAAAUCUUGAGUGCCCUAGGUCUGAAAAAUAUAUUGUCUAAAUACAGCUUCCCCUUUUUGCUUAAAUUUAUUAAACUAACUAUGUACUGGUACUUUUUCUUUUAGAGUCUUAAAGUGUUUUACAUCUGUUUUUGAAGAAAUUACAAAUAUCUGUCAAGCAGUACUUGUAUUAAGCCACUUUCUUAUUUUGUUUUUCAAUUUUAUACACUUAAUAUACCCAUCAUCUUACUGUCAGAAAAUUAUUUUAGCUGAGACUUAUGACUUAACUUUGUAAAUUUGAAAAGAUACUGAUUCUUUAUUCCUCAUCUUCCUAGUUACAGUUCUUACUCUCUAAUAUAUAGUAAUCAUUUGUAAACUGAUCAUGUCAUUGAGAUUGCUAAAUUAUAAUAUACAUAGAGCAUUUAAGCUCUUUCAUACUAUUUGCUGAACAAUUUUCAUUGUGUCACGCACCUUCAGCUGCUGAUUGCUCCUGGUGUGCGCUCUUCCAAGUUGGUAAAGACGCAAUGUGCUUACACCAGACUUUCUAGGAAAGACCAGCCUCUCAAAGGAGAAAGCUGUCACGCAGCCUCCUUAACAAUACAGAGAAGCUUGAUUGUGUACAAAGCAGCAGACUUUCCUAUAAGCUUUUUUGUUAUUCUGUUCUGGGCUAAUCUUGCCAGGUUGUCCAAAAAGAUAAGAUGAAGAAUAUAUCAGUGUCUGGUAGUGAAAUCAGCAGCAGGCAAGUGAAGCUGUUUCCUGGGUUACAAAUACUAUUGGCCAGUAUCUGCUACAUGUAUGAAGACUAUUCAGUGUUGCCUAGGCACUAGCCUGCACAACAUUUUGAGGUUAAAACAUAGUAUAUUUUCAAGAAUACUGUUGUAGUUUGUGAGUGUUGUUCAUUAGUCACACAUUAGCUGUAGAGUGGAUGCAUGACACCCUGUGACCCCAGUAAACCUCUCUUACCAGUGAAGUAGAAAACCAAGCACCACCUUCUGUCAUUAGCAGCCCUCUUAAAUGUUGCCUCUCCAUAUAGCCUGUUGCAUUUUAGCGUGCAUCGUGUUUCUACUGAUCUCUUUUAGGAUUUUCCUGACUCACAGGAAACUAACUUGUCCUUAAUAAAAUAGCGAGAAAGAUGAAGAGGUAAAGGGCAUUGAAGCAGAAAUGUAUAGUUUGGGGUAAGAUUGGAAAACUCAUAAGGAAAACAAAAGUCCUAGUCAAUUUCAAAGUAACUGCUCUUAGUAAAGUGCUCUUAAGGAGAGUCUAGUAAGAGUAACACUUUCUGGCCAUUUCUGAUUUAGAUUCUCUUCAUUACUGAAACUUCUGAGAAAUAUUACCUGUGGAUUAGUUUUGCACAAUAUUCUAUUCUCACAAUGACUUAAAAUGAAACUAGGUUUUUAUUGAACUACCUCACACUAAUUUUCUAUGCUUUCCCAAGUAAGCUGUUGCCCUGUUAGACCUUUACUGAGUGUGAAUUAUAAAUGUGCUUUGAAUACUUUAUAGCCAAUGUUGAAAAAAUACCAGUAAGUAUGUAAAAUAUAUACCUUGCAUCAGUAAGAGACACUCACGUGUAAAAUCUUUCACUGUAUAUCUUGAAAAUUGUGUUAGAUGUGCUUGUUGACAUUAUUACUGUCUGUUUUUGUAAGUAGAAACCUGCUCGUGGUAUCAGUCCAUUCUUUACAUUUUACAAAAGGAGUAAAUCUUAGUAAAUUUUACGAAGAAAUAAAUUACUUUUGUAGGCCCAAUAUUUGGUAUAUUUUUGAGAAGCUGUUAAUCUUUUAGCCGAAUGAUGAAGUUAAACUGAAGUAGCUGUCUACCUGGACUGUGACAUCUAUUUUCUCAUUACAGUUUAUCCUGUUCAACAGGUUUUUGAACCUGGAAACCUAAGUAUAGUUACUGACUUUUUUUUUGCUCCCUAUACAUGUCAUUUCCUUCUUCACCACCCCACCCCCCAUGUCCAAUUCCCUCACCUCUCCUCACCUCGCCUCUCCUCUCCUCGCCUCUUUAGAUGAAACAAAAUGGGGCACUUUGUAGGGAAUGCUGAGAUCAUUAUUGUGGUUUUUAAUCAUUCAUGCCCUAGUCAUUAAACAUGCACCACUGGAAUGUAAACAUUGUUAUCUAGUAUGUCAAUUGGUUAUAAUAUUUUAAAUAAAAAACAAAAAAGUGGUAUGAAAA